AUGAACAUCCUCUCCGACAACCCUCUGGCUGUGGUGGCGGUGGACAGGCUCUUCACUCUGCAGAUCUGGGAUACAGCUGGACAGGAAAGAUUUCAGAGCCUUGGAGUUGCGUUCUACCGCGGUGCGGAUUGCUGUGUUCUUGUGUAUGAUGUGAACGUGCAAAAGUCAUUCGAUAAUCUCAACAAUUGGCGCGAAGAAUUCCUUAUUCAGGCGAGCCCUUCGGAUCCGGAGAAUUUCCCCUUUAUAGUUUUGGGGAACAAAGUUGAUGUAGAUGGUGGUAAUAGUAGAGUGGUCUCUGAGAAGAAGGCCAGGGCUUGGUGUGCUGCAAAAGGGGACACUCCGUAUUUCGAAACAUCCACAGUGGCUGUGGUGGCGGCGUUUUCUCCUUAA
Messenger RNA from Helianthus annuus (common sunflower), 390 nucleotides. Its product is annotated as ras-related protein Rab7-like. The transcript has 6 exons. Gene Ontology annotation, molecular function: GTPase activity; GTP binding. Gene Ontology annotation, cellular component: vacuolar membrane. NCBI's taxonomy places the organism in Eukaryota, Viridiplantae, Streptophyta, Magnoliopsida, Asterales, Asteraceae. The record is from RefSeq and is a predicted model, not a curated record. The coding region runs from base 1 to 390 and encodes 129 amino acids.